Molecule: messenger RNA, 756 nt
Organism: Macrobrachium nipponense
Lineage: Eukaryota; Metazoa; Arthropoda; Malacostraca; Decapoda; Palaemonidae
Product: keratin, type I cytoskeletal 9-like
Exons: 2
Coding region: 79-648 (189 amino acids)
Source: RefSeq, a predicted model, not a curated record
UUGCGUUUCCCCCCUCGGAGUAUAUAACAGAGGACUUGUCCCCAGACUGCAACAGUCGCUUUGCUGACCGCUGUGACAAUGAAAACUCCAGUUGCUCUUCUUCUGUCUGCUCUGAUCGGGGCAGCUGUAGCUGACAGCCGCAACAGCUACUCAGCCCCUGGACGAUCAUCUGCUGGAGGCUUUGCAGGUGCCGGAGCAGGUGGUGGUUUCUCCAGUGGAGGCUCUUCCUUCGGUACCUUCUCUGGUGGGUCUUUCGGUGGGUCUUCAGGUGGCUUCUCAGGUGGUAAUACUGGUGGAUAUUCCUCUGGCGGAUCAAGUGGCAGACCAGGAUCUGGAGGCUCGUCCCAGCCAUGGCCAUUUCCAGGCGUCCUGCAAGAGGCUGUUGGAGGAAAGAUAAACUUUGGAGGAGGAGCUCUAGGAGGAUCGGGAGCUGGAUUUAGCUCCGGUGGUUCAUUUGGAGGAGUUGGACAACAUGGAUCAGCUGGAGGUGGUUUUGGAAGUCACGCUGGAGGAUCCUCUGGAAGUAGCUUUGGAGGUUCCAGUGGCAGUGGAUUUGGCUCAGGAGGCUUUUCUGGGGGCUCUUUUGGAGGUGGAGCAUCUAGUGGUUCGUUUGCAGGAUCCAGCGGUGGUUACAGACCUCGCUACUAAUCUAAUAUCAUAUAUAAAGGUCGAAUUCCCUCGUUAGGUUCAAUGUGGAAAAAAUACUGAGUAACCAUUUUCAGAAACUUCUAAGCAAAUAAAGUACUAACCGUCCAA